CUUGUGGACAGUGCAGAAGGCCGCGCCUAACUUCUUCAGAUUGCGCUUCUUCCUUCUAUGUUAUAAUCUCCAACCACGAGAGACGAAGACGAAGAAUCGAGAUGCUGUUGAGCUGUAGGCCAAUCAAGUAAAGGUAAUGGAGAGAGAGGAGGAAGGAGGAAGGGAAAUGAGAGGAAGGAUUGACUGUUGGAGUUUGCUAGUUCACAUCAACUGAAGCUUCAGAAAAUUUUUUUCCAGAUAUGGCUUCUAAUAACAAAGGAAUUUCUGUUGUGCUUAUGGGCGUUAGUGGCUCUGGGAAAUCAACAAUAGGUGAGUUGCUAGCCAGAGCCACUAAUUCUAGUUUUCUCGAUGCUGAUGACUUUCAUCCUAAAUCAAAUAAAGAGAAGAUGGGGAAGGGGAUUCCUUUGUUGGAUGAAGACCGGAUUCCUUGGCUUGAAACACUGCGGGAUGCAUUACGUGAGAAGUUACUCAGUGGGAAAGUUGUGAUUCUUGGAUGUUCUGCCCUCCAGAAGAAAUACCGAGAAAUUCUUCGAUCUGCUGACCCUAAUUAUGAACUUGGAAAGUAUACUAGCUUGGUCAAGUUUGUUUUGUUGGAUGUUCCAGCCAAGGUUCUUGCUGCUCGACUUGAAAAGAGAGCAGCUGAAGGGCUGCAUUUCAUGCCAGCUGCACUCUUGCAAUCUCAGAUAGACUUGCUUCAGCUUGAUGAUUCCGAAGGCAUACUUCGGGUUGAUGGUACCUUAAGUCCUCAAGAAAUUGUGAGCACCAUACAAGCUUCAGUUUUCUGAUGAAGAAACCCCUAGAAAAGGUGGUGUUCGGCGGCAAAUUCUUGAAGGCUGUUGCUGUGUUUGAUACAAAAACAAGUCCUAGAAAUAAUUCACUUAGACUCCUCUUGCCGCAUGGAGGCAGGACAAGAUUUGAUAUAUUGCAUUGUCACUUUGAGUAGUAAUGGGACUGAUGUUGUUAUAAAGCCAGUCGUUGAUCAACUUGUAUUUUCUUAGGAAGCCUUUGGGACUUCAGGAUUUGCAUUUAACUUUAUGCUGCUUGAGAAUAAAUUUAAUAUAAUUUUAUAAUACAAUUUGUCUAAA
Molecule: messenger RNA, 1085 nt
Organism: Malania oleifera
Lineage: Eukaryota; Viridiplantae; Streptophyta; Magnoliopsida; Santalales; Ximeniaceae
Product: gluconokinase
Exons: 6
Coding region: 240-785 (181 amino acids)
Cellular component (GO): cytoplasm
Molecular function (GO): gluconokinase activity
Source: RefSeq, a predicted model, not a curated record